Molecule: messenger RNA, 258 nt
Organism: Dovyalis caffra
Lineage: Eukaryota; Viridiplantae; Streptophyta; Magnoliopsida; Malpighiales; Salicaceae
Source: the annotation of a GenBank genome assembly
AUGGCCCUUCCAAAUCCACCUAACGAUGCUCCGGUGAUUCUUGAAUCCGCCCCUGAUGUGCCUUCGGCUGCUGAUGCCUCUGCCUCCAAAGAAAAGAAAAGGAAGAAGAAGAAAAGGUGUGUUUUGAUGUGUUUCUCAAAUAUAGAGUUGGACAUGGAAGAGAAGGAAAAGGCUCUUGAAUAUUUGGAUAAUAACAACAAUAAAUCUUUUUUGGUGAUGUGUUUUUCCAAUGUUGUGACUUGUGGGAAUAUUGUUUAG